UAUGGACCCCAGUGCAAGUCCAUUGGAAAAGGCAGCUGCAGUAAUGUAAUAGUCACCAGCAGUCCGAUGACAGUUCAACAGCUGGGCCCUGUUUCACCUCCUGCUAUUCAGGUUUCAACAACAUGCAGCCAGAGCAGCCCUAGCUUACAGAAGUCUAUGGAUGCUUCCAGUCUGAGUGCUUCUCCAUCAGAUAUAAGGUUGCUCGUAUCACGUGAGUCUCUGGCCUCUACGACGUUAAGCUUGUCAGAAAGUCAGCCCACUCUGAGCGCCAAGCAAGAGUGGUCACAUGGGUACAGGACACUUCCUUUUGCUCCUCCUGACCAAGGUUUACAAAAUGGCAGUGAGCUGGGGGACUCACUAAAUUUUUCACCUGGAACAUCUUUGUCCAGUACCUCCAUCUCUAACUUGUUACCGUCCUACUUAUAUGGCAUGGCCAAUAAGCAUUCCCCUUACUCUAGUCCUCGCCAUUCCUCAGUCCGGUCACAAUCAGCCUUCUCCAAAAAGAGAGCACUGUCUCUGUCUCCUCUGUCUGAUGGUAUGGGGAUUGACAUCAAUACAGUCGUCCAUACAUCCCCAACUUCUCGGGUGGCCUACAUCAGCAGCUCCAGGACAUCACCAGCAGAUGUCUCCUCACAGCCUGAGGUCUAUGGACAUUUUUUGGGAGUGAGAGGAGGCUGUAUACCUCAAAGUUGCUCUAUUCCAACCGCCCAGAAAGGCCUUCUCAUGGCUAAUGGCAACGCCACCUUCCCAGGGUAUUUUGAGGAUGAGGCUGGUGAGUACCAGCAGAUGCAGCAGCUGGAGCAAGCCAGCGUGGAGAUGGCUGCCACAAGCAACAUGGUGACCCAGCAGGCCGUGCCACCCGCGGACAGCCAGGCAGUGGGCAUCCUGAAGAACGAACAGCUGGAUGACUUCUCUGGCCAAAUGGCUGACAUGCUUCCUCCACCCUUGCUGCUGCCGCCACCACCCCCUCAAGGGCCACCCCCACCAUACCAUGCUCACCAGCACCGGCAUCCACACAGCCUCCCCAGCUGCAUUCACCCACUGCCUCUGCCUCCUUCUGCCCCAGGCUCUUUGCUCGAUGAAGAUGGUGAGCUAGACGACUUCAGUAGCAAGCAUGGCUGUCGAUGGGUUGACUGCAGUGCGCUUUAUGACCAGCAAGAGGAACUUGUGCAGCACAUAGAGAAGAUCCAUAUAGACCAGAGGAAGGGAGAGGACUUCACUUGCUUCUGGGCAGGGUGCCCACGGAGGUACAAGCCAUUUAAUGCCCGCUACAAACUGCUCAUUCACAUGAGAGUCCACUCAGGAGAGAAGCCGAACAAAUGCAUA
Molecule: messenger RNA, 1326 nt
Organism: Eurypyga helias (sunbittern)
Lineage: Eukaryota; Metazoa; Chordata; Aves; Eurypygiformes; Eurypygidae
Gene: GLIS3
Product: GLIS family zinc finger 3
Exons: 2
Biological process (GO): regulation of transcription by RNA polymerase II
Cellular component (GO): nucleus
Molecular function (GO): RNA polymerase II cis-regulatory region sequence-specific DNA binding; DNA-binding transcription factor activity, RNA polymerase II-specific
Source: RefSeq, a predicted model, not a curated record